AUGACUCGCCUGGAAAUCACGACGUGGGAAUACUCCAAGAACAACCUCAACGGCGUCCGCAACAUCCACGUGCUGUUUUGGAUGGACUUGCAUCAGACGAUCUUGGGGCAAAAGCGGCUCAAGCGUGGCAAAGCCGACAUGGCCUACGCGCGCCCAGUUCCCUCCAUGAAGUGCUGGACGUGA
Messenger RNA from Aphanomyces astaci, 183 nucleotides. RefSeq lists its product as hypothetical. The transcript is spliced from 2 exons. NCBI's taxonomy places the organism in Eukaryota, Oomycota, Saprolegniomycetes, Saprolegniales, Verrucalvaceae. The coding region runs from base 1 to 183 and encodes 60 amino acids. The record is from RefSeq and is a predicted model, not a curated record.